AUGAGCAGAGGUGGAGGAGAUGUAGAAAAGCCCAGGUCUCGGAAAUCAACAGUUCAGGAACAAGCUCCUUCUGCUGGAGCAGUUGUUGCAGAAACUCCAGAAGGCACAGUGCCUAUCCUGUGCAAAGCACUGCCUGCCGCUGUCCAGGUGAAGCGUCAUUCCCGUAGCUCAUGGACUGACUCUGAAAUCAGGGUCUUCCUGCAUGAGUGGGAAGUAGUUGAACAGGAAGUGGGCCACACAGGCAGGAAGAUGCACAAGAAGACCAAGUUUCUUUGUCAGCGCCUCUAUCAUCGGGGCCUGAAGAAGAGCUGGAAAAGCUGUUUCCACCUACUGCGGAACCUGCAGGAUCUGCACAGGACUCUCUGUAAUGAGAGGCCGGNGAUUGAACCCUUGUUUUCUCCUUAUGCAGAGGCCCUGUACAAGAUCCUGGGCUCCAGUCCCCAGGAAAGCUGGUUCCCAGGUCCUCUCUAUGAUGGGGCUGGUGACCCCAUGACCCCCGUGUACCCUCAGCCUCCCAGUUACCAGCCUUCGGAUUAUGGCAUCACCGGUCCUUCUGAGCAGCUUCAAGGGAAUCUGCUGCCAAUGAUGUCGCAGGAGGAUUCCCCGUUUCCCACGUGGGAGCCCUGGAAUCCCAGCUAUCCAUUGUCAGUUCCGCACCUACUUCCUGGCUUUGUCCCAGGAGACCCCAUCCUCCAGCAGCCAUGGUCUAGCUGUGAUUUACACCAAGAUCCCCAAUGA
Molecule: messenger RNA, 738 nt
Organism: Mus pahari (shrew mouse)
Lineage: Eukaryota; Metazoa; Chordata; Mammalia; Rodentia; Muridae
Exons: 3
Coding region: 1-738 (245 amino acids)
Source: RefSeq, a predicted model, not a curated record